Messenger RNA from Acanthosepion pharaonis, 1110 nucleotides. The record is from the annotation of a GenBank genome assembly. NCBI's taxonomy places the organism in Eukaryota, Metazoa, Mollusca, Cephalopoda, Sepiida, Sepiidae.
AUGUCUUUAGCGGAUGUUCAAGAACGCUCAGAAAGAAAAAAACUGUUCUAUCUAUCUAUCUAUCUAUCUAUCUAUCUAUCUAUCUAUCUAUCUAUCUAUCUAUCUAUCUAUCUAUCUAUCUAUCUGUUUACUUUCUGUCUUUCUUUAUCUAUCUAUCUAUCUAUCUAUCUAUCUAUCUAUCUAUCUAUCCCUUUCGUUAUCUCUUCAUCUCUCUCUCUUUUAUUUAACUCUAUCGCUCUCUCUUUAUCUAUCUAUCUAUCUAUCUAUCUAUCUAUCUAUCUAUCUAUCUAUCCCUUUCGUUAUCUCUUCAUCUCUCUCUCUUUAUUUAACUCUAUCGCUCUCUCUUUAUCUAUCUAUCUAUCUAUCUAUCUAUCUAUCUAUCUAUCUAUCUAUCUAUCUAUCCCUUUUCGUUAUCUCUUCAUCUCUCUCUCUUUAUUUAACUCUAUCGCUCUCUUUAUCUAUCUUUUCAUCUAUCUAUCUAUCUAUCUAUCUAUCUAUCUAUCCCUUUCGUUAUCUCUUCAUCUCUCUCUCUCUUUAUUUAACUCUAUCGCUCUCUCUUUAUCUAUCUAUCUAUCUAUCUAUCUAUCUAUCUCUUUAGUUAUCUCUUCAUCUCUCUCUCUUUAUUUAACUCUAUCGCUCUCUCUUUAUCUAUCUAUCUAUCAUCUAUCUAUCUAUCUAUCUAUCUAUCUAUCUAUCUAUCUUUUUCUUUCUUUAUCUAUUUAUCCCUUUCUUUACUUUUUGUCUUUCUUAAUCUAUCUAUCUAUCUAUCUAUCUAUCUAUCUAUCUAUCUAUCUAUCUAUCUAUCUAUCUAUCCCUUUCGUUAUCUCUUCAUCUCUCUCUCUUUAUUUAACUCUAUCGCUCUUUCCAUAUCUAUCUAUCUAUCUAUCUAUCUAUCUAUCUAUCUAUCUAUCUAUCUAUCUAUCUAUCUCAGCAUGCUCAUUAUCUAUCUACCUAAGCCUGUUCAUAUCUAUCUAUCUAUCUAUCUAUCUAUCUAUCUAUCUAUCUAUCUAUCUAUCUUUUCUCUCCACCUACUUACUUUCUUUCUUUCUUUCUUUCUUUGCUUUUCUUCCAUUGAUAUCUAAUCAGAAUCAGUCUAAUGUUCUUACGUGA